Molecule: messenger RNA, 1129 nt
Organism: Canis lupus familiaris (dog)
Lineage: Eukaryota; Metazoa; Chordata; Mammalia; Carnivora; Canidae
Product: ral guanine nucleotide dissociation stimulator-like
Exons: 3
Coding region: 75-545 (156 amino acids)
Source: RefSeq, a predicted model, not a curated record
GCUGCUGGAGCAGCAGGUAGAAGAACUGGUGCCCGCCCUUGCUGUGCUUGGAUGACCUUUCCAUUGUUCAAUUUAUGGAAACGUAUCCUGAAUUUGGCACCACCGAAGAGAUCCUGGACCUGCUGUUUGCAAAAUAUGGAUGCAACAAAUAUCUGAAUGAUGACAUCGUGGGAUCCGUGGAGCAGUGCAAAGUGGCCAUCUCCUGCAUCCUGGACAUCUGGCUGGACUACCAUCAGGAGGAUUUUCAUCAGCCACCAGAAUUUCUCUUCCUGAGGAAGCUUCUGGCAUUCAUGGGGCUCAACAUGCCAGGCUCAGACCUGGAAAACUGGGCCCAGCGUUACCUGGAACGAUUCAGCUACCUGGAGCUCGUGGAAUUAGACGAUGAGGAUGAGGAGGACUGGGGGUGGCCAAGCUUGGGACAGGGUGGGCCACACAGACCCAACCUCCAUGCAGCUGGGCCGGGAGCAGUGGGUAGGCUCACACCCCAUUCCCACGGGCUUCAGUCUGGGGAGACCUCCCAGGGCUCUUGUACUCACACAAGUUGAGCAGUGGGAAGAGUGUCCUUGAUUUGGGAGGGACGUGGAAAGUCCGUCCUGGUGAUGAUACUUUGUCUUCUUGGGGCUACAGCUUCGGCCCCGGAGCAACACCCUAACCCACCUCAGGAGCCCACCCCAGCUCCGACUGUGGGGCCUGUGGCACCUUCAGGGCCUGAGGUGACCGAGCCGGUCCCGGCUGCUGGAGGUGAGGGCUUGGCCCAAGCUGAGAUGCUGGCUACUGAGUCCAAGUCAAUGCACAUGGUUUUGGCACCUAUGAUUCCCCACCCUGAUGAGGAGCCACCUGCACCCUUGGCCACCCGGUGGAGGAGUAGGCCCUGGCGCCUGCAGUCAGGGUCCCCAAAGUGCCAGGGCCGCCACCUGCCUCUGGAGCAACUGGCUUCGACCCCUGAACAACCCCCUGAACCACCUCAGGAGCCACCCCAGCUCCUACCGCGGGGCUCGUGAUGGCUGCAGCCCAAUGGAGGCUUCCCUCCCCGUCAUUGUGCUGUUUCCAUAUUUUGUUUUUCUUUAACCUCUAUAAUGGCUUAUGAAUUUUAUUUGUAAUAAAAGAUAAGUUAACGGCAGAAAAUUUA